Messenger RNA from Glycine soja, 1240 nucleotides. Its product is annotated as inorganic pyrophosphatase 2-like. The record is from RefSeq and is a predicted model, not a curated record. NCBI's taxonomy places the organism in Eukaryota, Viridiplantae, Streptophyta, Magnoliopsida, Fabales, Fabaceae. The coding region runs from base 198 to 986 and encodes 262 amino acids. Gene Ontology annotation, molecular function: phosphatase activity. The transcript has 4 exons.
UUUUUUUGGGGGGUUUUAGGUUUAGGCUUAACCCACAUUCACUAUAAAUACCCUCCUCAUUCUGGGCUACAAAAUCAAGUCAAGAACCAAUCUUGAGAGCACUACGAGACACCCAAAUUGAGUCUAAUUCUUGAGAAGGAGGUUUCUUCCUCUGGGUCAUUGAGAUUUUCUCCAUUCUCCAAAAAAAAACAAAAACCAUGUCUGGAAUUGUGGUUGUUUUCGACUUUGACAAGACCAUCGUCGAUGUCGACAGUGACAACUGGGUCGUCGAUGAUUUGGGUUUCACCGAUUUGUUUAACCAGCUCCUUCCCACCAUGCCUUGGAACUCUCUCAUGGAUAGGAUGAUGAUGGAGCUUCAUUCAAAUGGUAAAACCAUAGAGGACAUUGAAGAGGUUUUGCAUAGGAUUCCCUUGCACCCCAGAGUUAUACCUGCUAUUCAAGCAGCUCAUGCUUUAGGGUGUGAUUUGAGGAUUGUGAGUGAUGCAAACGUGUUUUUUAUUGAGACCAUUCUGAAGCACUUGGGAAUAAGGGAAUACUUUUCGGAGAUUAACACCAACCCGGGUUAUGUUAAUGAAGAAGGAAGGUUAAGGAUUCAACCUUGCCAUGACUUCAACAAAGCUUCUCAUGGCUGCAGUUUAUGCCCUCCAAACAUGUGCAAGGGUUUGAUCAUAGAUAGAAUCCAAGAUUCAAUUUCACAAGAAAGUAACAGGAGAAUGAUCUAUCUUGGUGAUGGUAGUGGUGACUAUUGCCCAAGCUUGAGGCUCAAAGAGAGAAACUUUAUGAUGCCAAGGAAGAACUUUCCAGUGUGGGACUUGAUUUGCAAAGACCCUUUGCUUGUUAAGGCUGAAAUCCAUGGCUGGAGUGAUGGAGAAGAGUUGGAGCAAGUUUUAUUGCAUUUAAUCAACAAAAUCUCAAUGGAGGAAAAUGUUCAUGAGCAGUUAAUUGCAUCUGAUUGCAAGUUACAGACUCUGUCUGUCUCUGCCUAAAGUCCUCCAAGUUCAACCAUAAUUUCUUAGUUUAUAGUAUCUUUCAAAAUGUAUCAUAACUCAACGGUUUUUUUCUUAUUUCGUUGAUAAGCCUUCAUCAAAUCUUCACCAAAAUUGCUAAUGUUGGAAGUGUCCAAGGUGGACAUCUAUCAAAAACAAAUACAUACCGAUUUGCCCUAUAAAUCUUCACCAAAUUUUGGUUUUCUAUUUGUACAAUUUUUUUUUGCGAUAAAAGGAGAAAAAAUGUUAUAUAA